Messenger RNA from Cavenderia fasciculata, 177 nucleotides. RefSeq lists its product as uncharacterized. NCBI's taxonomy places the organism in Eukaryota, Evosea, Eumycetozoa, Acytosteliales, Cavenderiaceae. The record is from RefSeq and is a predicted model, not a curated record. Bases 1 to 177 code for a protein of 58 amino acids. The transcript is spliced from 3 exons.
AUGGAUCUUAUGAUUGAAAGUAGUAGUAAAGGGGUAUGGAAGGGAUGGACCAUCGCUUUGAAACCCAAUGCGCGCGAUCAGCGAACCAUGCAAGCCAAGAAGCCAAGAGCAGCAAGCAUAAUUAUCUUUUUUAUCCUAUUGGCUAAAAAGAGGGACAUGCAUAGAUGUCUUGACUAA